GUUAUCCACAAAAUUUGUUAGCCUGUUCAAUAUGGAAAUACGGUUUGACGGCAAACGCGCCCUUGUCACUGGUGCUGGGAAGGGAAUCGGCCGUGGCUUGGUUGAGAGUCUCGUGAAAUGUGGAGCAGAAACGUACGCUUUGAGUCGGACGCAAGCCGAUCUUGAGAGUCUGAAAGCUGAGAUACCCAGUGUUCAUACUGUGCAAGUGGACCUAAUGAAUUGGGAGGAAACCAGAAAAGCCGUCCAGAACAUUGGUCCUGUUGAUUUGUUGGUAAACAACGCUGGUAUAAACAUAUUACAGAACUUCUUGGAUGUGACGACUGAGGCGUAUGAUCGGAUCUUUGACAUCAACCUAAAGGCAGUUUUUAAUAUUUCUCAGAUUGUAUGUAAAGGGAUGAUUGAACGGGGCGUCACUGGGUCCGUGGUAAACGUCUCCAGCCAAGCCUCAAUGGUCGCUUUACCCGCUCAUGCUGCGUACUGCGCCAGCAAAGGUGCUAUAGAUAUGCUGACCAAGGUGAUGGCAUUGGAACUGGGACCCCACAAGAUCCGUGUGAACGCCGUUAACCCGACCAUUGUCAUGACUCCCCUAGGGAAAAUGUCAUGGUCAGAUCCUGCUAAAUCGGGACCUCAGUUAGCCAGAACUCCAAUGGGCAAAUUCGCAGAGGUAGAAGAUGUGGUGAACGCGAUACUCUUUUUGCUCAGCGACAAGGCGGGCAUGAUUCAUGGCAGUACACUUCCGGUGGACGGUGGAAGAUUGACCAAUUAAGUUCAAGUAUUGGCGCCAGAGUGCAGUACACUUAACUUUUACAUAUGCCCUAACAUGAGACAGGGUAUCUUUAAUCAGAUUGUGCAGUCGGCUCAAAAAUUGACGUUGGCGUGGGGCGAUUUUUUUUAGAGAUGGGUUUAAUUUUCAAAUGCAGCAGGGUUCAUGCAAAUCAUCACAUUAUGAAAAUGGUGCUACUUGUGUAUUCCAAAAUGUCAGCCUUGACAGCAAAAUGAAUCUAAUGGGGAGAAUCUAAAAUGAGGUAUAAUUGUUAUAUGGUUGUAUGCUGGGGUCGUGGUUCGUGAGAAAAACAUCACAGGAAAUGUUUAUGUUCGCCAGUGGUAUAUAUACAGCAGAACGAUUCAAGGUACACUCAAGUUCCACAUCGAUUGUGGAUAUUCCAUUUACUACAUUCGUGUUGAUCCAUCAUUUUGUUGUUCAGAUACAUGUGUAUUAACUCUAUCGGUGACUAUGGAUGGCAUAUGCAUAGUUUACUUGUCAAGAGACUAUUUCCAAUCCUUAGUUUCGCUGUUAAUGCAGAAAAUAGAUCUAUCAGAUUUCCUUUCCGUUAUAUAAGAAUGCGUGUGUGUUGAAUACUACAUGUAUUCUACAGUAUAGGCCUAUGGCUUGAAAUGGUUAACGUUUACAUCCAUGGUAUGAAAAUUAUGUUGGUUUGAUUAACAACAAUAUUGUUUUGAAAGUUUUCUGUACAAUUGCAAUUUAUUGACAAUAUACCUGAGGUGACUGUUAGAUCUAUAUUAUCAUAUAUAGUGUAUAUUUGGAUCAUGAGAAAGCCGAGAGAAGUUCGCUGUGAAGUUCAAUAGUAGGCAUUUGCUCAAAUGUCUUCUCGUAUUCUGUGAUCGGUAUUCCCAGAAUAAGGACCCGUUUUACCCAAUGUUACAGCACACAUACAGAGUAUAUACAGCCGUAAAUAUUUUACGGAGUUAGCAGAUCUCAAAGGCGCUACACCAACAGGUGGGAUGGGAUAAUUAAAUGGUAUAUCUAGCCAUACAUAACAUAUGUAAUCAGUAUUACUACACAUAACACGAAAUAGAAAUCCAUGAUUUUAGAAAUAAAAUACAAAUAUCGUC
Messenger RNA from Liolophura sinensis, 1854 nucleotides. RefSeq names its product L-xylulose reductase-like. Gene Ontology annotation, molecular function: carbonyl reductase (NADPH) activity; L-xylulose reductase (NADPH) activity. The transcript has 7 exons. The record is from RefSeq and is a predicted model, not a curated record. Bases 32 to 766 code for a protein of 244 amino acids. Gene Ontology annotation, biological process: xylulose metabolic process; glucose metabolic process. NCBI's taxonomy places the organism in Eukaryota, Metazoa, Mollusca, Polyplacophora, Chitonida, Chitonidae.